This is a messenger RNA of Caretta caretta (loggerhead turtle), 2984 nucleotides long. It is a transcript of the gene PXK, whose product is annotated as PX domain containing serine/threonine kinase like. The record is from RefSeq and is a predicted model, not a curated record. Gene Ontology annotation, biological process: negative regulation of ATP-dependent activity; endosome to lysosome transport; protein phosphorylation. Lineage: Eukaryota; Metazoa; Chordata; Testudines; Cheloniidae. Gene Ontology annotation, molecular function: phosphatidylinositol binding; actin binding; protein kinase activity. Gene Ontology annotation, cellular component: plasma membrane; late endosome; early endosome.
GACAGCGGCGGGCGCGGCGCGAGCGCUGCUGCGCGAGGCAGGUCGGCGGCGCGGGCUCGGCGCUCGGCUCCCGGCUCCCGGCGCGGCGCGGCGCGGCCCGGCCCGGCAUGGCCUUCCUGGAGAAGCCGCCGGCGGGCAAGGUGCUGCUGGACGACACGGUGCCGCUGACAGCCGGGAUCGAGGCGAGCCAGAGCCUGCACUCGCACACGGAAUACAUAAUUCGUGUGCAGAGAGGGAUUUCCAUGGAAAACAGUUGGCAGAUUGUGAGAAGAUACAGUGACUUUGAUUUGCUUAAUAGUAGUUUACAGAUCUCGGCUCUAAGUCUACCUCUACCUCCCAAAAAGUUGAUUGGGAAUAUGGAUCGUGAAUUCAUCGCUGAAAGACAGAAGGGACUCGAGAACUAUCUCAACGUCAUCACUUCCAAUCACAUACUGUCCAAUUGUGAAUUGGUAAAGAAAUUUUUGGAUCCAAACAACUAUUCUGUAAACUAUACUGAAAUUGCCUUACAGCAUGUUUCGAUGUUCUUCCGGUCGGAGCCAAAGUGGGAGGUGGUAGAGCCACUAAAAGAUAUAGGCUGGAGAAUCCGUAAGAGGUAUUUUUUAAUGAAGAGUAAGAAUCAGCCAAAGGAGCGACUAAUGUUAAGUUGGGCUGACUUUGGCCCUGAUAAAUACUUGUCUGAUAAAGACUUCCAGUGCGCAGUGAAACUUCUUUCUUCUUGUUCUCAUCCCUACAUUUACAAAGUCACUUUUGCCACAGCCAAUGAAUCCUCAGCACUGGUAAUUAGACCAUUCAAUGAGAAGGGAACACUAAAGGACCUGAUCUAUAAGGCAAAACCCAAAGACCCAUUCCUGAAGAAGUACUGCAAUCCCAAAAAAAUUCAAGGUCUUGAACUUCAGCAAAUAAAAACAUUUGGGAGACAAAUACUAGAGGUAUUAAAAUUCUUGCAUGAGAGAGGAUUUCCUUAUGGGCAUCUACAUUCCUCCAAUGUGGUGUUGGACGGUGAUACAUGCAGGUUGCUGGAUCUAGAGAAUUCCUUGCUGGGACUCCCAUCCUUUUAUCGAUCAUAUUUUUCACAAUUUCGGAAAAUUAAUACUUUAGAAGGUGUUGAUGUACAUUGCUUUGGUCACUUACUGUAUGAAAUGACGUACGGGAGACCUCCAGAUUCAAUCCCAGUGGACGGCUUCCCUCCUGCUCCAUCGGCAUCAGUCGUGGCAGUGUUGGAAUCCAUACUCUCCUGUGAAGCCAUAAAGAAUGGUAUGCCAACUGUCUCCAAGAUCUUACAGAUGUCAUUAUUCAGUGAUAUUCUCCUAACGAAUUCCGAGAAACCACAGUUUAAGAUUCCCACUAAGUUAAAAGAAGCAUUGAAAACUGCCAAGGAGUGCAUAGAAAAGAGACUAACUGAAGAACAGAAAUUGAUUCACCAGCAUAGAAGACUGACAAGAGCUCAGUCUCACCAUGGCUCUGAGGAAGAGAAAAAGAAAAGAAAAAUCUUGGCACGAAAGAAGUCAAAGCUCUCUGCCUUCGAAAGCGGGGAAGAACGCUCGGCAAAAUACAGCAAUUCAAACAAUUCAGCAGGCUCUGGGGCCAGUUCCCCUCUGACAUCUCCAUCGUCCCCUACUCCAUCCUCUACAGCAGACAUCCUCUGGACCUUGCAUUAUUUCACAAACGUGCUUUGCUUUCUGGUGAUCCAGUCUGCGGGCUCUGGAGUGCUCUGUUUUGUGAUUCAGCCGCAUGUAAUAGCUUACAUCAUUUUGAACAUGAAUUAUCGGAGUGUCAACUAUGCCCCCGCCGCCACCACCAGCAGCUCCUCCACUCCCUCCUCCAAUGGAUGGGGCAGUGCAUCCUGACCCUUCGCCUGCUGCCAGUGCCAGCCGAGAAGCCUUACUUAGCUCCAUUCAAAACUUUCAGAAAGGAGCUUUGAAGAAAGCAGACACGUGUGACUACAGUGUUCCCAGGAUCAGCUGAAGUUAACUCUUGACAGCAGGAUCGGAUAUUUUUCCCUUGAACAAAUGUCCUAAGUUGAGGCAUGAUCAGCCACUUCAUGGUGGUCUAUUAUUUUGCAGCUGUUUGUUCAGAGCCAUUUCAGCUUUUUCUAGAGAAAUUUCUCCUUGUCCUUGAGUAGCAGCACUACGUUGUUUGAACUGCAUUGCCAUAUUGUGGUAACUCUUGACUUCAUUUAUUCCAGUUAACUAAAGUUCAUUUUAAGUGAUUUUUGGGGAGGGAGGGAGGUAAAGCCAUAUUUUUACCAUCUGAAAAUAAGAACAAAUAUGAGGAUACUGACUCAGUACAUCUGAUUCCAUCCUACCCCUUGUUUCAAACACACUUGAAAAUCUAAUGUUAGUCUGCCCUAUUUUCCUACAAUUCCUUGUAGUUGGCACAUUACAUUUUUGCUGCAUCAAAAACCAGCCAUUUACUUUAGAUAAUUUUUUUUAAAAAAAGCACUUAAUCCAAAGUGUAGUACACUGGUGAGGGAACUGUAGAUUUAACUCUGUCUCUAUGGCAUAUUCAACAGUGUAGCAUGAAUGCUUCUCAUGCUUAUAUGUAACUAAUGUUUAGGGUGGUCAUUCCAACAGUACAUGUAGCUGUUUCUAGUUACCACAUGUGCUGGGGAAACAAACAGCCUGUUAAUUCAGGCAAUAAAAUGGGAGUUAAUUGGCACUGAUUAUUCAACACAAGUUCUGGAUUGGGGAGUUUUCAACACAGGCAAAUUUUGCAUCCAUAUGAAAUUAAUCUUGUUCUUGGGGAAGUUGCAGAACACUUUGUUUUAAAAUGCUGACUGAAAAGAUCCUUUUAUUCUAUGAUUUGCUUAAAACCUUAAACAAAUUGCACUUUAAAGGAUUAUAGAUAAUCCAUUUUAAAUUCAAGUACACAUCAGUGUUUACUAUGCAGAGAAUGUCAUUGUGUAUAAAGUUUCAUGUAACCUGUGAUAUAUCAGUCAUAUUUUUAUUAAAAUAAAUGUCACUGGAAUUCCUCCAGUCAGAGAA